This is a messenger RNA of Moesziomyces antarcticus, 2811 nucleotides long. RefSeq names its product glycosyltransferase family 2 protein. Lineage: Eukaryota; Fungi; Basidiomycota; Ustilaginomycetes; Ustilaginales; Ustilaginaceae. The coding region runs from base 1 to 2811 and encodes 936 amino acids. The record is from RefSeq and is a predicted model, not a curated record. The transcript has a single exon.
AUGCUCGGGUUCUUGCGCAAGACAGGACGCAAGGACUCUAAGUCCGCACCUUCCAUGACGGAAGAUGGCAAGUCUCUGGGCUCCGACUACAACGAGAAGGAUCAUUCGGGAAUGUCCAUCAGCAGCAGCAACCCCGCUGCCAAGGACGAGAACUGGAUCGAUGCUCGCGAUGGAUAUCGCGUCAUGGCAUCGCACCUCUGGAAGUCGUGCAGCAAGCGCAACUUCUUCUCCGAAAAUCCGGAUGUCGCCAGCGGUGUCGCCAUCCGAUUCGCAAAGGGGCAGUACGUGGUCUGCCCCGCUCAAGACGAGAGGCUGGCCCACUUCUGCCGCUCGGUGGCGAUCCUCAACUGCGAAGUGGCGAUGACCAUCACCUCUCCCGUCGUUUCGGCCAUCAACACGCGCCUUGCUCCUGGCACCACGCAGAUUCCCAUCACGCCUUCUCAGCACGUCCAGGUGGUCGACACCAUGGAGCAGCUCGCCGGCGCGAGGAAGGCGCAGAACGCCUGCUUCAUCCGACGCGAGAACACCGUCGUCAUCUGGUGCGAUAACGUCGAGCAAAUCGAAGAGCAAGCCCAAGACCUCGAGCAGAAGAUGAUCAUGUUCAUUUGGAGAAGCUCCUACUCCAACAACACCAGCAACAUCAUCGCUUCGGCCACUUCGGCAAGCAUCGUGGACGCGUCGAUGAGCCAGUUCAACCAGAACCAAGCCAAGUUCCGCUCGCAGUCUGGCACCGGCAACGCUACACCCAUCUACGGUGCCAAGGCGGGCUCUGACGCUGAUUCGUUCGCAGCGUCGAACCCUUUCUCGGGAACCGGCUCACCGGACGACCUUUCGCGACCCUCCUCGUUCCAUGAUGCGGAGAAAAGCGAUCCGGAGAAGCAGGGAGCCUCUGUGACGGAGGAAAGGCCCGUCAACUAUCAAGCGCCGCUUAUGAUCGGUCUGACCAUCGGUCUCGAUGUGGUUCUUUGCUUCUUCUUCAUCUCCAAGCUCUUCCAAUACUCGCUCCUGGACGGCAACUGGUCUCGAAUGGGUCUGGCCGCGGCGGCCCCCCUGAUGUUUCCGGUCAUCAUGUUCUUCUGCUCCAGCGUCAUUUCCACCGUCUUCCAGAUCCUUGGCCCGGUGCGUCAGCUUCACCAAAACUCUCGCUUCUACUCGGGCAAGGCGCCCAAGAGGAUCAUCGGCCAGCUUCCGCACAUCACCAUCCAGAUGCCGGUGUACAAGGAGUCGCUCGAGGGAGUGCUGAUCCCAACCAUCGAGUCGGUCAAGAAAGCCAUCAGCACGUACGAGCUGCAAGGUGGCACGGCGUCCAUCAUCGUUUCGGAAGACGGUAUGCAGCUCGUCUCGGGUGCCGAGCAGGCGAUUCGUCACGAGUUCUACGAGAAGAACAGCAUCGGCUGGGUGGCACGACCGGGUCACGGCCAAGAAGGCUACCUCCGCAAGGGUCGCUUCAAGAAGGCCUCGAACCUCAACUUCACCUGCCGCCUGUCCCUUGCUGUCGAGAAGGCCAUGACGGAGCACCGUCCGCAGACACCUCAAGGUCUCGCUCUUUGGACGGAAGCAGACGAAGUCAGCCUGUACGAACGUUGCUUGACGCAGUGCCUUCCGGAACUCCACCCGCUUGCGCAAGCGAAGGGCAACAUCCGAUUCGGCGAUUUUGUCCUUCUCAUCGAUUCCGAUACGCGAGUACCGGAGGACUGCCUGCUGGACGCCGCCUCCGAGAUGGUGCAGAGCCCUGAAGUCGGAGUGCUGCAGCACUGCUCCGGUGUCAUGCUGGUCUCGGACAGCUACUUCGAGGCAGGCAUGUCGUUCUUCACUCGUCUGGUCAACUUCCUCAUCUCGUUCAUGGUCGCUGCCGGAGACGUUGCGCCCUUCAUGGGUCACAAUGCUUUCCUGCGCUGGUCUGCCAUCCAGGAGGUUGCCUUCGUCGACCCCGAGGAUGGCAUCAGCAAGAUCUGGUCCGAGGCCCAUGUGUCGGAAGACUUUGACAUGGCGCUGCGACUCAUCCAGAACGGCUACAUCACGAGGUGGGCGACUUACUCGAACAACAAGUUCGAGGAAGGUGUCUCGCUGACGUGCGACGACGAGCUGAACCGAUGGCAGAAGUAUGCCUUCGGCUGCGCCGAGCUCGUCUUCAACCGUAUCUGGGAGUGGCCGUACCGAGGACCUUUCACCAAGCUCUUCAGGAGCUUCCUUUGGGGCAGGGCACCGAUGCACUACAAGUUCUCGGCUUGCUCUUACAUCUUCUCGUACUACGCGAUCGCCUGCGGUUUCCCGCUCUGCCUGGGUCUCUACCUUGCGCACGGCUGGUUCUACCCGGUGCUCAUGCCAGUCUACAUGCCGUCGUUCAACAUUUGGGUGUCGGUGGUCUUGGUGUUUACGUGCGCCGGUAACGUGGCCCAGAUCAUCGGUCGGUACCGAGCCAAGGCGGAUACACUGUUCAACCUGAUCAAGGAGCAUCUUGUUUGGAUUCCGUUCAUGUUUAUCUUCUUUGGCGGCCUGUCGUUCCACAUCCUGAUGGCGCUGCUCGCGCAUCACCUGGGCAUCAACAUGACGUGGAGCGCGACGGUCAAGGACUUGGAAGACAGCAACUUCUUCAUCGAGGUGCCGAUCAUCUUCAAGAGGUUCUGGAAGGUGCUCCUGCUCUGCUUUGCCACGCUGGGCGGCAUCGUGGUGCUGCGUCUGCCCAACGUGCUGCCGCUGCAGUGGCAGAUCCAAGAGUUCUUCACCUACUGGCCGCUUCUCCUCACUGCGUUGCUACACGUUCUCUACCCCAUCGCUCUCAACCCUGCUCUGCUCAGGUUCUCCUUCUAG